Messenger RNA from Medioppia subpectinata, 863 nucleotides. The record is from the annotation of a GenBank genome assembly. Lineage: Eukaryota; Metazoa; Arthropoda; Arachnida; Sarcoptiformes; Oppiidae.
AUAAAAAAUACUAACAUUUUUUAUACUGAAUGAUAAAAUAACGUUAAAAUAUUUGUGUGUUUGAGUGAUAAAUAUUAUAAUACCGUAUAUUUAUAAAUCAUUGGUUGGAAAACAACUAAAACUAUUUGUGCGGAAAAACAAAUUGAAGCAAAACUCCUACACAUGAUAUCCAAUACACCUAUUAUUUGGUUAUAAAGUUUCAUGUAUUGAAUUCUUGUGCUGAAAAAAACUUAAACUCAUUUCCAGAAAAAAAUUAUAGAAAUAUUUAUUAAGUCCUAGUUUUUUUGUGUAAACCAUUUGUUUGUGUGUUAAACAUGUCUAAAGCCAAAACCAUAUUCACUGAACUAUUGUCUGUGUCCUAUCCAUCGCUACCAUUCUUCAAGUGGAUACCCGAAGGAGUAAAUGUGGGAACCGUUGUCUACAUCGAGGGCUUCGCACCGCAAAUGUGCACCAAAUUUACCAUCGAUUUGAUCGACGGGCCGGACAUCGAGGAGCGGACGUGGAAACACUCGGACAUACCCUUCGGUAUGUGUAUUAUGUUUGAGGAUAAGCUCUUUAUCGGCAAUACUAGACGCGAUGGCGAAUGGGGUCAGCCCUACAAAGAGAUAUUUACGGCCAUCAGAAGAGGCGAUAACUUCCAGAUGAAGAUUAUCGUUGAGGAGAAGUACUAUAAAGUGAUCAUAAAUGGGAAGAGUAUUGUAUACCAGCACCGGAUGAACACCGAUCGGGCCAAACAACUCCGCAUCGAGGGAUCAAUUGUGAUCAAAAGGAUUGAGUUUAGACACGGAAAUGAUUAUCACUUCACUCCACUCGACUGUUAUUAAUAAAACAUAACUAUUGUUUUAAAUUACGAUUUGUGACUU